CUUUAGCCCUCGAGCAUUCUGGGAGUCACAGUGCUGCCUCUCCCUCCUCCCUCGUUUCCUUAAUCAAUUCCGGCUCUGCGCGAAGGAGCGCCGCCGUUUCCGGGGAGGGGUGGCAAAGGAGAAAAGCGAGGGCGCAUGCGUAGGGACUCCACGGCCCGACAGGCCUCUGGAGUAGCGGUCCAACAGGCCUCGCGAGUAGCGGCCCAACAGGCCUCGCGAGUAGCGGCCCAGGGCCUUGUGGGGGAUGUAGUUCCCUAGCUGCGGACGCCGCGGCGCUGGGCCAGCGGAAGACUCGGUUUCCCAGAGAGCCGAGCGCGGCGCCAAAUGGAGGCCACCAGGUGGCGGUGAGCCGCCCACUACAGUGGAGCAGCUGAAAGGAGCCGGACUGAGGCCACCACGCCUGUGCCAGCAAGGGGCCUGUGCCAGCACGCCGGUGUCUGCACGGCGACCCUCAGACAGGGGAGGUGAGAGGAGGGCUUUCAGGGGGGCGGGGGUCCUCGGUCCCUUCCUCUGGACGACACCAUUCUUAACGCUGAUCCUGCCGCCUGCCUAGGGACAGUGGGUCUACAGGGCGGACGUGUCCUAAACGCAUGCGAUCGUCGGAAACGAACUUGGGCUGUUUUGGUCUAGGUGUGGUGUGCCCUGGGACACAUGGCUGAGGCAGGGGCAGGACAGCCCCUGGAGGCUGAGCAGGGGACAGAGUAUGACACCCUGCCUUCUGACACCGUGUCCCUCAGCGACUCAGACUCUGACUUCAGCUUGCCUGGCAGUGCUGAGAUGGCGGCUGUGUCCCCGGGGGUGCUGCCCUGGGAGGCCCAGGGGGACUCAGACCCCGAUGAGCCCGCUUUGCCUCUCAGGGGCCGCCCCUCGGCCUCGGCGCAGCCGUUCCACCUGAGGGACACGAGCUCCACCUUCUCCCGGCGCAGCCACAACAUCUUCGACUGUCUGGAGGGGGCAGCCAGGCAGCUACUGCCCGGUGACAGUGGGGACUCCGCACGGCCACCGGCGCCCUCAAGCCAGCCUGCGGCGGAGGGCCCAGGCGGAGCCGGCCAGAGCCCUGCCCUCCCGAAGCGGCCCCCCGUCCCUGACUAUGUGGCCCACCCUGAGCGCUGGACCAAGUACAGCCUGGAAAAUGUGGCCGAGGCCAGCGAGCAGAGCAAUCGGGCCGCCGCGCUGGCCUUCCUGGGCUCGAAGAGCCUGGCCGUCCCUGGUGACUACACGCCCUCUUUCAACCAGGACCCCUCCAGCUGCGGGGAGGGGAGAGUCGUCUUCACCAAACCGGCCCGGGCGGGCGAAGCCAGACCUGAGAGGAAGAGGGCCUUGAGGAAGGCAGGAGAGCCAGGCGGGGCUGCCCCUGGGAACCUGGGAGCGGCAGGGGGCGAGGGUCCAGUGGAGCUGGCCCACCUGGCGGGGCCUGGGAGCCCCGAGGCUGAGGAGCAGAGCAGCGCCCCCGGGGACCUUCAGGACGUGGGCUUGCUCCGGGGGGCUGCCCCCACUGGGUCAGAAGCCGGGCCUCCAGUGGUGGAGACCGUUGGCUUCCAUGGCAGCAGGAAGCGGAGCAGAGACCAUUUCCGGAACAAGAACAGACCCGAGGCCCCGGGUGCUGAGGUCUGAGAGAAGAGCCUGUUCGCCUGACGUUCCCUGACCAGGCUGGCGGAGGGGGGCGGCCGGGGUCACUGCCCGCCUUCGGAAGGGAGCCUGCAGGCUGCUAGUAGGAGGGACCAGCGUCCUGGGGCGGGGGGCGGGGGGGAGGCUCAGGGGAGUGGUCUCUGAGGCAGACAGCUUGCCUGCGGAUGGCAAAAGCCCUGCCCACCUUGUGGGGCAACAGUAAAGGUCGUGGGUAUUCCUCAGA
Molecule: messenger RNA, 1852 nt
Organism: Herpailurus yagouaroundi (jaguarundi)
Lineage: Eukaryota; Metazoa; Chordata; Mammalia; Carnivora; Felidae
Gene: TSSC4
Product: tumor suppressing subtransferable candidate 4
Exons: 2
Coding region: 652-1614 (320 amino acids)
Source: RefSeq, a predicted model, not a curated record